Molecule: messenger RNA, 3297 nt
Organism: Peromyscus maniculatus bairdii (prairie deer mouse)
Lineage: Eukaryota; Metazoa; Chordata; Mammalia; Rodentia; Cricetidae
Gene: Sapcd2
Product: suppressor APC domain containing 2
Source: RefSeq, a predicted model, not a curated record
GAGCUCCAUUCAAAAACAGCAACUAUUGUCGUGGCGGGGCGCGCGCCGUGCAGGUCCCGCCUUCUGGUCUUGUGGGGACCGACGCGGAUGGAAGCUGGGUGCCCAUGGCCGUGGCAGCGAUGGCCGAGAGUGGCCGCCUCCCGCACGCCGCGCCCGCGCCUAGCACGGAGGGGCUACCGCGAGCUUUUCUCCAGAGCCUGCGCACCCUCUUCGACAUCCUGGACGACCGGCAGCGCGGCUACGUGCACCUGCGCGAGAUCGAGUCCCGCUGGCAGGGUGCAGACGCCCGCGAGCUGCCCUGCGGCGUGCUCGAGGGCCUGCGCCAGGUGGCCCCCGCCAAUGGCUACCUGACCUUCGAGCGCUUCGUGGCGGGUCUGCGCACCUCGCUGCUGAACGCCAACGGGCGCCCGAGGGAUCAGGCACGCGUCGCUGCCCGAUCUGGGGACCAGCCUUUGCUGCAGCAGCGCCUGAUGUUCGUACCGGCCGACGAGCCGCGGACUGUCCUGGAGAAGAAGCCUCUGCCCCCGAGUGCGCGCCCCGCGCCUGCUGGCCCCAGUAGCACCUCCCGGAACCCUGAGCUACCGUGUGUCCCAGCGGAGGCGGCGCCCUCUCCUGAGGAGCCCAAGCGGCCCCCGAAUAAGGCGCUGGAGCGGAGCCCGAGCGCGGACGCGGAUCGUUCUCAGUGGUGUGACACCCUGCAGAGGCAACCCGGCCUGCUUCUCCACCCAGGCCGAGGAGGUGGCCCAGGAGCACCCAGCACAAGUGCUGAAGGAGGUGCCGCAGCCUGCAAGACCCUGGACACAGGCAAAGGUGAAGCCCGGCAGACUCCACGGGCCCGAGGUGAACGCCGAAGGCAUACCAUCACCAACGGUGUGGACUGUGGCCUGUUGAAGCAGAUGAAGGAGUUAGAGCAGGAGCAGGAGGUGCUGCUGCAGGGCUUGGAGAUGAUGGCGCGGGGCCGGGAGUGGUACCAGCAGCAGCUGCAGCGUGUGCGGGAUCGUCAGCGCCGCCUGAGCCAGAGCCGAGCUGGUGCUGACUUCGGGACUGCAGGGAGUCCCCUCCCUCUGGGGAGGUUGCUGCCCAAAGUGCAGGAGGUGGCCCGGUGCCUGGGGGAGCUGUUGACUGCAGCCUGUUCUGGCCGGGCUCUGCCCUCGUCUUCCUUGGGUCCCACCUCUCCCUCAACACCAGUCUGGCAGCAGCAGACCAUUCUCAUGCUGAAAGAACAGAACCGGCUUCUCACUCAGGAGGUGACGGAUAAGAGCGAGCGCAUCACUCAGCUGGAGCAGGAGAAGUCUGCGCUCAUCAAGCAGCUCUUUGAGGCCCGGGCUCUCAGUCAGCAGGAUGCCGGGCCUCUGGACUCCACUUUCAUCUAGCUGCUGGGACCUCUCUAGGAUGUGCACACAGACUCAAGCCUCGGCCCCGUGGCACUGCUGUGAGCCUGUCUUCUGACUGGAGACUGCCGUCUGGCUUAGCCCUCAGAGCCCUUGAGGGGGCGCCUGCCUCCACUCUGGUAGUCUGGACUGUCCUGAGGCUUGGUCCAGGCUGGCCUGACGGGACACAGCGGGUGCUGUUCAUAGGGCUCUGUCGUGCCUGAAGCUGCUACUUCUAUUGUCAGUGGAUGACAGAGGAUCGUUCCUCCAGGUUUAUCUGACUGUAGGCAGCCCUGGACAAAGGAGGGGGCUUGUUUACAGUUGUCCUGUCCCCUCUUGUAGGGCUCCCUGGGAUCCCUGGUAUUUAGUAAAAAGUACUGGUCACCCUGGGCUGUACUUCUCAAAAUGCCCAGCAGAGGCCGCUGGCUGAGCUGGGUCCCUCUGUCCUGUGCCCUACAGCGCCACCAUGGUGUUUCUGAGUGAGCGAGCAAGUAGAUGUUUUGUACUGAGGGUUGCCUAGGGGGCCCAGAGACCAAGAGGUUAGGAGUUCCUGCUCUCCACGGGGGGCAUAAGACAGUGUGAUUGUGUCUCAGAUGGGAGCAGAAGGGAGACAUGGAACGGAAGGGGGAUGGGGCCCUCUAAUAGAGGGCUUUGUUUGUGUCUGUUGGAGGAGCCACAGGGAUAGAAGUCUGUGUGUAGCAGAGGCUGAGGAAGGAGGAAUCUGGCUGCAGCUGGACCAGGCCAGUCUGGUUCCUAGAAGUAAGCCAGUGGCUUAGUUUACCUACCUUACUGUAUGCCUUACCUUAACUAACUGUCCAGCGUACAUGGUAUCAAGGUAACUCAGGUGUGGCCCUCCUCUAGGGAGGUCCCAUCCCCCCAAAUGGGUGAGUGUGGGCUUCCCAGCUAAGUUAAGAGUGCACCGUGGGCAGAAAACACCCAUUCCACGGCAUGCGGGAUUCCCUGGGUCUGGGAUCUGCUCACACCUCCAUCUUUUAAUGCCCUACUUGGUCCGACAGUGUGGCCAUUGAAAAGUGAACCAGGGAGCACUGGGAGAAGCUUAGCUUCCUUGGAUACGGCUCUGUUUCCUGGCUCACACCUCCCACUGACAGCUUGGAUGGGUACAGACUGGAUGAGGGGCGUCUCUGUUCAGCCUGGUCUGAUGGGGCCAGGCGCUUGCUACCCAAGGCACUGAGACAUCACAGGUGAAUGCUGGGGCCUGGAGUCUCCAGUAUGGAGUACGAGCAUUUGGCAGUGAAAUAACCCAUGGGGUCUAAUUUCCCCUCUGUGCUUGGCCUACACAGCAUCCCAGCUCAGGUACAAGCUAGUCCAGCACCCAAGCCUUCCACGUUAGGAAUCAGAGUGGUUUCUGGGUGGUUCUAAAAGGCAGUUGUGUUCCAUGAGCUCCAAACACCUUGCCUUUAGACCAGUGCUGUCCAGGGAGAGGUCUCCAUGGCAACAGGUUUGGUCUGCCCCUACACCUUCUCCAAGAUGGCCUCGUUCCUUGGGUUUUCCCUGGUACCCUUCCAUUCCGUGGCUUGGCACUACUGUCCCUCAGGACACUUGACUAGUCUAAUAGGUUCUCCAGACACAGCCUGAGACAACCAGAACUGAGGCCUGAUUGCCCGUCCCAUGGGGACACCAGUCUCAGCAGGGUCUCUGGGUCUUGCCAAGCUCACUUUCCUCUUGGCUUUGCCCAGGCUAAGCCACUCCAUCUACUAGAGUCCCUGUUUUGUCCACUAGAUCCUAAGUUUGCUCAGGUCACAUGGCACAACAGAAAGCCACAGGUGGCAGAUGGACAUGGUGGCACACCCCUUUAAUCCCAGCACUCAGGAGGCAGAGGCGGACAGAGCUCUGAGUUCGAGGCCAGCCUGGUCUAUAGAGUUCCAGAACAGCCAGGGCUCCACAGAGCCACUCUGUCUCAAACCCC